UCGCAACUCUUAAUAUAUCUCUAUAAAACAGUCAUUAGAAACAAGAAAUGCCCUCCUUCCUCGCCCCCUCCCUCGCCUUGCCAGCCCUCCCCUCCUAGAUCGUUGCCUCUCUUGGCACAAUGCAUAAGAUUACCCUUAACUGGAUCCUAUUAAAUAAUUCAAUGGUGGCGGUGUAAUUUUGGUUGGAAACUGCACGGAUUUCCAAGUCGUGACUGUAAAAGUGAGUAAUGUGCUCUGGCUGCGUCAUGGCUCCAGUCACAGAUGGUUCCAAACUGAGGAGAAAUCGUGACUUCGACUUGAGACGUCCCCUCUUCCAUGAAAAGACCAUCCAAUCACAACGGCGUCGAGGGGCAGCCGGACUCCGCGGAGCUCGCUUUCUCCUUGCUCUCCCGUGUGUGUGUGUGUGUGUGUGUGUGUGUAUAAAAUCCUCAACAAGUUGCAGAAGGGGAAGGGAGAGGAGGGGUUAAUCCCGGGGAAUCUUCUGCACCUAGUGAGAUCGUGACCCUCCCACACAGUACAGUAACUUAUAUACAUACCUGGAGGAAGGGACGCUUUGCUUUUUUUUGGGGGGGGCUUUCUUUAAAAAAAAAAAAAACAAACCAACCAAACAAGACCAUGCAUAAAACAAACAAACAAACAAAAAAAACCCCAACAACAAAACAACCCAAACAAAAACCAAACCCCGCCAAAACCUCCCCAAAAAUCCGCUGGCUGAUGGUUCGCACCCCCCGGCGCGGGACUCCCCGGGACGCGCCCCGCCAGGUGAGGGCCGCGCCGUCGAGGCCGGAGGCGACGCGGGAGCAGCCAGGGCCGCCGGCAGGGUUUCAGGGAGCGCGGGGUGGCCCGGGUCUGGACAGAGGGAUGUCCGUCCGUGGGACACGAGCAUCACUUCCCAGUUUGGCCGCCUUCCGUGUGAUGGAGCGACGUAGCCCAGUUGUGGGUUGACUUUUAGGGCUUGCAUCACCCCCACCCCCGGACGGGUUUGCAUCUGCGGUUGUCUGGAGCUGGCCACCUGCCCCAACUGCCAGGAGAUGCUGCAGAGAUGUGGAUCUCCAGAGCCUUGGCAAGCUGCUUUUGCCCCGUCCUGUCUCUCCCUUGCCCGGUCCUGUGGAAGAUGGAAGAGUGAGAAUCAGCGGUGUGUCAUCAUUCUGCCAACAAUUGGUGACCCUCUUUGAAAGCCAAGAGAAGAAGGUGGGGUGGGGUGGCCACAGCAAGUGUGGGCUCUUUCCAACGAUUCACAAUUGUGAGGUGGGAUGCUUGGACCUCCCUCUGAUGACCCAUGUUCUUCUCCCUUACUAGAACAACCCAGGUUCUUUCCAACACGCACGACGUGUUGAGAUUCUCCACGCAGGUCGAAGUAGGAUUGCAAAUUGAGGAAAGAUUAGAUUAGAUUAAAUUACCCCAGCAAUUUUGCACUUCCUUGUGAUCCAGGUCCUGUCUGUGGUGGGUGUUACAAGAUCCAGGGAGGGACUCUUUGUCAGGAGGUGUAGUGACAGGACAAAGGGUAAUGGUUUUAAACUG
Messenger RNA from Calidris pugnax (ruff), 1521 nucleotides. RefSeq lists its product as uncharacterized. The record is from RefSeq and is a predicted model, not a curated record. The transcript has 5 exons. Bases 616 to 945 code for a protein of 109 amino acids. NCBI's taxonomy places the organism in Eukaryota, Metazoa, Chordata, Aves, Charadriiformes, Scolopacidae.